AUGGCCGAAUUAAAAUCGCUAGUCUCGAAACGUGGUGCAGCAAAAGGCAAACUGUCGAGGAUCUUCACUGCAGUUGAGGCCGUUCAACACACCCCCUUAGAUAUUACCAUGCCGCAACUACGUGUUCAUGCCAGGAAUGUGGAAAAAUAUUACGGUGAGUACAACAGCGUACAUGAUAGCAUUAUGCAAAUUAUAAACGAAGAUCAGAAGGUGGAUCAAGAAGAAAAGCUCAUUCAGUUCGAACGGCUUUAUAAUGAUGUGCAAGUUUUGAUUGAAACCCUAAUCGAUGCACACAAUCAAAAUGCUAAUCGUACCCGAGCUGUUGCACAAGUUCCUGAUGCGCAACAUAGUAGCCAAGCUCAACAAUUUGUAAUUCAUCAACAAGCCCUUCGUGCGCCCUUGCCAUCGUUUGACGGGCGGUACGAAAACUGGCCUAAAUUCAAAUCGAUGUUCCAAGACCUGAUGAGAAAUUCUCCAGACUCAGAUGCAGUGAAGUUGUUUCAUUUAGACAAGGCGCUUAUAGGGAGUGCUGCAGGUAUCAUCGAUGCCAAAACGAUUCAAGACAAUAACUAUCAGCAAGCCUGGCAGACAUUAGAGCAGCGCUUUGAGAACAAAAGGUUGAUUAUUGAUAUACAUAUUCAAGGUCUCAUGCAGCUAAAAAAAUUGCCUAGGAAAUCUUUCACGGAGCUGCGUAGUCUUAUAGAUGAAUGUUCACGACAUGUUGAAAAUCUAAAAUUCCAUGGUCAGCCAUUGCAAGGAGUAUCUGAACUAAUAGUAAUCCACAAUUUAUCAGCUGCCCUCGAUGAAGAUACUAAAGAGUUAUGGGAGGGUAGUCUCGAUCACGGGGAACUACCAACCUACGAAGGAACAAUGGACUUCCUUCGUAAGAGAUGUCUUGUUUUAGAACGGUGCGAAACGUCUGCACAAACUGCAUCCUCCUCCAGACAGUUGCAACCUGCUACAAAAGGCUUAUCAGCCAAUAGAGGAAUAAAGGUUUCUGCGACAACGACAGCUUCACCUGAGACAAUUUGCGAGCUGUGUGGAGGCAGUCAUCCGAAUUUCAAAUGCAGUGUAUUUCAAAGUAUGAAUAUUGCGCAACGGUUGGCUAAAGUUAGAGAAGCAAGGAUAUGUUUCAAUUGUCUUCGUAAGGGCCACAUGAGUAGAUCCUGUUUAUCCCAAAGAACGUGUGCUAAAUGUAACCGUAAGCAUCACAGUUUGCUUCACCAAGAUGAAACUGGUGCGGGUCUUUCGGAAGAAGCCAGGGAAACACUGGAGGAUAGGUCCUUCGAACGUGCAGAUGUUACUGCUUGUGUUGAUUCAAAUUCGCAGGAAGGUUGUAGCAGUGUUUCAGUAACGUCGUCGUAUAUGGAUGCGGGCGUUUUACGGUCGUCCAACCAUGUGCUGCUUCAAACGGCAAUAAUUGAUGUGGAAGACAUACAUGGUCAUUUUCAUCCAUGUCGGGCGCUGUUGGACUCAGGUUCACAGGCCCAUAUCCUGUCGAAAUCGAUGGCUCAGGCUCUCGGUUUACCGAUUCUGAAAUGUAAUGUAACAGUAGUUGGAGCAAACGCAGUGAAGACGCAAGUAACGAAGGGAUUAAACUUAAAUUUCUCGUCGAGGUACUGCUCACUUCAAGAUAGCAUCAUGUGUUUGAUUUCGGAGCAGCCAACCGGAAACAUUCCAUCCCUGCCAAUUAAUGUGUCGUCGUGGAAAUUGCCCCAUGGUUUAAAAUUGGCAGAUCCUGAUUUUUACAAGGAGGGUCAAAUCGAUUUGAUACUUGCCUCUAAUUACGUUUGGGACUUACUUCGAUCUGGUAAGGUUUCCUUAUCCAAUGGUACAACAUCAUUGCGAGAGACUGGUUUGGGUUGGAUCGUCACCGGUACUUACGACCCAUAUCAGAAGGUGAGUGGUUCUGUUUUGCUUUCUAAUACAGCUUUGUGUGAUACGCUAUCCAAGCAACUGGAACGGUUUUGGAUCAUUGAGGAGAUGACGGAAGCGCAACCGUUCAUUACCGAAGAUCAUGAAAUAGAACAGCACUUCUCAGAAACGUAUCGCCGGGAUGAAUCCGGCAGGUUUAUUGUUCAGAUGCCUUUUCGUGACACGGUCGUCGAACUCGACGAUAACCGACACCUUGCUUUAAAACGGUUUUAUGCGCUUGAAAGAAAAUUGUCACGUAACCCCGAAUUUCGUAAGCAGUACAAUGAUUUCUUGAAUGAAUAUGAGUCACUUGGACACUGCAAGGAGAUUAUUGAAGAUGAUAAGGUAUCUGAAUUGCCACGAUACUACCUUCCACACCAUGCAGUUUUCAAGAUGACGAGCUCUUCAACCAAGGUAAGAGUGGUUUUCGACGCUAGCGCAAAGUCGUCAAAGUAUUCCUUAAACGAUGUGAUGAAAUCUGGCCCAGUUGUUCAAAAUGACAUAUUUUCCGUGCACCUUCGAUUCCGGCGUCACUUGGUUGGAUUUUCUGGUGACGUGACGAAAAUGUACAGACAAAUCGAUAUUGAUGAGUCUCACACCCGAUUUUUGCGUAUCUUCUGGAGGGAAGAUCAUAAUAAGCCAUUGAGAGUGUUGGAAUUAUGUACCGUGACAUACGGAACGGCUGCUGCGCCAUUUCUUGCGACUAGAUGCCUGGUUCAGUUAGCUAUUGAAGAAGAACAUCGGUUCCCAUUUGCGUCGAAAAUGGUAAUGAAGGAUAUGUACGUGGACGAUUUGCUGUCUGGUGCUGAUACAGAAGAAGAAGCAGUACUACGUGUCUGGGAGGUGAAGCAGCUACUGGCUGCUGGAGCAUUUCCAAUUCGUAAAUGGAGUUCAAACUCAUCAGCAGUACUUGAAAGUGUCCUUGAAGAAGACCGAGAAAAAUUGAUAAAAAUUAGUGAAAACGAUAUGUACGAAGGUUCUAGAGCGCUUGGAAUAUUUUGGAAUACAAAAAGUGAUACGUUUACAUUUGAGAGUUGGCCAGAAGAGCUUAUACAGCAACCGUUGACAAAGCGUCAAGUUCUUUCCGAAAUAUCAAGGUUGUUUGAUCCGUUGGGGUUAGUAUCUCCUGUGAUAGUACGCGCCAAGCUUGUAAUGCAAAGAUUGUGGUCCUGUAAAAUGGACUGGGACGAUGAGAUUGAAGGUGACAUUCUACAAGAUUGGGCUUCUUUCAGACACUCGUUUACAAUGUUGGAUCAAAUGGAAAUACCCAGAUGUGUUAAGAUUCCUGGUGCCAUUAGUUAUGAAAUCCAUGGUUUCUCCGAUGCUUCUACAUUAGCGUAUGGAGCUUGUGUAUAUUUGCGCAAUGUGUUUGGUGAUGGAACUGCCGAAAUGCGCCUUUUGUGUGCCAAAUCAAGAGUGGCACCGUUGAAGACAGUGACGAUUCCAAGGUUAGAACUCCGUGCCGCCGAGCUUUUAACUGUGCUAGUAGUAAAGGUAAUAAAGACAUUAGAACUUGAUAUUACGAAGGUUACAUUGUGGUCUGAUAGUCAAAUAACAUUAGCAUGGCUAAAGAAGCCUCUCAACACACUAGAGGUUUUCGUUCGUAAUCGAGUAGUGAAGAUUAAUAAUUCCACCGGUGCCUAUGAAUGGAAAUACAUCAAUACUAAACAAAAUCCUGCUGAUGUUGUGUCACGUGGGCAGACACCAGCUGCUUUGAGUCAAAAUGAGCUCUGGUGGUGUGGGCCAGAGUUCCUGAAGGAAUUUGAGUAUUGCGAACCAGACCGUCCUCUAAUUGAAAUAGAGAUUCCUAACAUGCAGAAAACAGCCGCAGUGACACUUAUUGAACCCUUGCCAGUAUUUCUGAAUUUUAGCAACUUUCGUAAACUACAAAGGAUUAUUGCUUAUGUUUUUCGUUUCAUGAAAAAUUGCAAAACGAAAUCUAAGAAUCCUAGCUUGAUAAUCGCAACUAAAUAUGUUACUGUUCUUGAAAUGGAAACUUCGUUGAAGGCCAUUAUCAAGGUGCUACAGAUGUUGAAGUUACCUUGUGAAAUCGAUAGUAUUGAAAAGGGUAAAAUUCCACAGAAACUUGCCAGCCUCAGUCCUUUUCUCGAUGAUGAUCAUCUUUUGCGUGUUGGUGGCCGAUUACAGGAGGCUGAUUUUCCCUAUCACACAAAGCACCCACUUGUGUUGCCAAAUCAUCCAGUUGCUGAAAUGAUCAUCCGGGCUCUUCAUAUCGAAAAUUUACACAUUGGUCCUUCUGGAUUACUGGCAAUUGUUCGUCGUAAGUUUUGGCCUUUGAAGGGGCGCUCAACCACCAGAAAGGUUACUCGUAGCUGUAUCCAGUGUUUCCGCGUUAAACCACGAGGAGUUGAACAGCAGAUGGGCAGCCUACCUACAGAGAGAGUGAAUAUCGCCGCACCAUUUGAAUUCACUGGUGUUGAUUAUGCUGGUCCUGUUUCAGUUAAACAAGUGGUGCUGUUGAUUGAAGACAAUCUUCCACCUCAGAUGUGGAAACUUGGUGUUAUAACUGCUGUGCAUCCAGGAAAGGAUUCGCUGGUUCGAGUGGUGGACGUGAAAACUUCGACUGGAACGUAUCGCCGUAGUAUCAGCAAAUUAGCUCCGUUACCAAUUGAAGAUAACGAAGGUCUUCGAAUUUCAGCUUCGCAGCCGCGGGGCAAGAUGUCCGCAUCCGAGUACUUCUGA
Molecule: messenger RNA, 4617 nt
Organism: Sabethes cyaneus
Lineage: Eukaryota; Metazoa; Arthropoda; Insecta; Diptera; Culicidae
Exons: 2
Coding region: 1-4617 (1538 amino acids)
Molecular function (GO): zinc ion binding; nucleic acid binding
Source: RefSeq, a predicted model, not a curated record